UCCUCGGUUUGUUUGUGUUUUCAACUCAUUCAUGGCGGUCUACCUGUGUGGGGACGUGAUGUGGCACAUGUGUUGAAAUUUCCCUUUUCUGAGUUCAUUUUCUGUGUGGACAUACGGACCAAGUGCUGUACUCAUUUCGAUUUUUCAAAACAUUUACGUUUUACAGGAACUAUAUGGUCGCUGCUGCGGCUGUGUGCUUCUCCUUUCUCAACUACCUAAACCCUUUGCCCAUCAGCGUGGAUAACUGGGAGUUGGAGCAAAGUGCCGAAUCGGAGUAGCAGUGUGAAUUCUCGCUACACUUGCUGGUGGAUAUAGACCCGCACAAACUUUGAUGCCACCUGCUGCUAAGGAAAAUAAUAGGUAACAUUAUGCUUGAUGAACAAGAAGGGAUAGCAGCGGAUCCGAACUCAGCCCCUCCAGAUGUGGUGCACUCGACAGAGGCGGGCCGCCUGAUGCACAUGAUUAACUACGAGCGGUCGGCCACACACCGCAUUCUGAACCAGAUCGACACGACCGUGAACACCACCAUAGCUGGCGGGGGCAGGCACAUGUCCUCCGAUAGUGACGAGCCCAUGACGCCCUACAGUCCUGUACAUGGUGGCCGGCCUCCUGUGGAUGAGACCCCGCCAUUCUCGGCCUCAGGGCGGACCGACUCGCUGAGUUCCCUCUCCUCUGUGUCCACUGUGUCCAGCGAGGCUCCCAUGAUGCACCAGGCCUAUCUGUACCAGCAGCAGCAGGCGCAGCACUUCCAGCACUCCAAGACCACCAAGACAUCCACGGAGGUUAUUGAGAAUCCAGUUCUAGAAAUGGCCACUGCGGAGAUGAAGUACGCCACCAACCCCGUGGUUGAGAUGGGGACCGCUGAGAUGAAACCGCUGCCCCCACCGCCACCAGUCAAGGACGAGUCGACCAGACAGAAAUACUCGACUCUCUUGUCCGCUCAGCUGGCAGACAAUGGGGUUGACCUUCCUGAUUCGGCCAGGCCUCCGGAUAGAAAGCCCCCAGCUCGAGCAUCUCCAGAUGUGAAUCAGAUGUCGCUGCAGUCGGUGCGGGAGGCCAUGGCCGUGAGUCUACAGCGCAUGAGGGAGCUGGAGGAACAGGUCAAGGCCAUUCCUAUACUGCAGGUUCGUAUUUCGGUGCUGAAGGAAGAAAAACGUCUGCUGAACCUGCAGUUGAAGGCCCACAAAGCGAACAGCAAACCGAUGACUCGUACCGUGGGUCUGAACACUGACCGAGUGGACUGGUCAGACAGGACCUCAGAAUUCUCCAGCUACUCCCAGUUCGAGAGAAACUUCUCUCAGAAUCAGCGCACGCCGCCCGCGACCCUCCCCAAACCCGUGAGGACCGUGUCUGUUGGCGUGGGCGACCACAGUGUUGUGGAGCCGUACCUCCUUCAGCCCAGUCUCCCCACGGGCUACGUUCUGUGGGAGAACGAGACGGUCACCGAGCUCCGGUCCACCUCGAUGAUGGAGCAGGAGAGCUACCGCAACCGGAUACCUUCCUUGAAUCUCUCGUUCCAGCAACCGUCGUCGCUGGAAGAGCGGGAGUCUCGUUUCUCCAGCAGCAUGGUGUCGGAAUCCAGCCAGCAGCCACAUUUCACCAUCAAGCAGAUCCAAAGAAACGCUCCUAAAGCUCUCACCAGGUCUGUGGGGAUCGGAGACGGAAAUGUGUUUGAAGGAUCUGGAUUACAUGUGCACGAGAAGGAGUUCAGAACGGUGUUUAUUGGACAGAACGACAAGGUAGCGAAGAGGAAUGUUGGGAUUGAGUGCCGGGUACCCACACGCGAUGUGGGCGUGUCGUUCAUGUGUGAUGAGGAGAAGCCUGAGACCCGCACGAUCGGAGUGAAUGUGAACUAUGACACCAGCGGUGUGCACACCUCUCUGGACUUCAAGGGUGAGACGGAGCUCAGGAUGGCUCUCCGCGGUGUCCUGCAGAGAAAUGUCCGCAGCGUGGCCACGAACUGCAACUUCAAGGUCCCCACUGUUGACUGCGGAACCUACAUGGAUCUGAAAACAGGCAUCAGUGUGGGCUGUGGAGAUGAAGAACACAGAACGGAUGUUGAGAUUCGUAUGCCUGUGGUGAGAAAGAAUGUCUACAUUUCUGCUAAGCCUGAGACUGGUCACAAGUGUGUCAGCACCGAGAAGGGUUGGGCAAUGGAUGUGGGCACAAACACUGCGCCGGUUGACAAGUAUCAUAAGGCGUCCAUGACGGACAAGCAGAGGUGCUCUUUUGCUGCGACAAACACGGAAGUGACCCACACCCGCCAAGCCAACAACCAGACGGAGGUGAAGAUGUUCCUGGCGAUGGACCAGCUGAGACAUGCGGCCAGCAACACACAGAAGAUAGCUACCUACUCCACCGGUGUCGCCACAGAUGUCAAACAGAUGUACACGUGGGUCAACACCACUGAGAAAGUCACUGACCUUUUCCGUAAAGAGGAGGAGCAGAAGACGGUGAUUACAACGACCGAAGUGAAAUCGGUGCCGAAGAAAGUCCUGAUGGUUGACAUAGGUGUUGGGGAUGGUCUUGUCGAAGACCCGUACAUGUUCAGUGAAACUGUAGAGAUUAUUGAGCCUGUGACGACGACACUCACAACAGAAGAGAAGAUUGUUCAGAGAGGAGCGAGCCAGGCGAAUGCAUUCCUUGCCCAGUCCGGUUCCUCUUCCUCCUCUACUCAGCAGCGCACUUCGUCAUCCGACGACGGGUCGCGCUACUCGACCUAUGAGGUGUCCUUACGGAGUGGCUCGACUGCCCCGUCCUCCUCCUACUCCACCUCCAGCACACAAGAAAAGGUCAGCAGCUACGGUGCGAGCACAGCAAGCCGGUCCAGCGUGACGGACCAGACCAGCACCUCACAAGUCUCCACCCCGACCAAAGUUGGCGAAGAAGGCUUUUCAGAGACGGUCGUGGAGCACUACAUCAUCACAGACGAGGGGAAGAAGCUCAUCUCAAAAGAGCGCACCCGCUCCACGACCUCCGGCGGCACAAAUCGGACUGUGCAACAGUUCAGCGACGGCAAUGUCGUUGGAGGAGGAGAAGGAGGAGGAGGAGGAAGCAGCGGUACAGAUGGCAUGUGGUCGUCGUCGUUAUCUCAGUCUCAGAGCUCCUCCUCCUCCUCCUAUGACAGCAGGUCCUACAACGGCUCUGCAGGAGGGGGCAGCCUGACGUACGGUAGUGUGUCUGGGGGUGUCUCUGGGGGUGUCACUGGCACUGCGGGGGAUGCUGGAGGCUAUCAGACCUCCUCCUCCACCACAUCUUAUUCCGGUUACAGUAGUGGUGGGAGCAACCUCGCGAGUGGACUUACGAGCGGUCAGCAAAUCUCCUCCUCCUCAUUGUUGUCUGGGGACUCGAGCGUGAGAGAAAGUACUGGAGGCUACCAGACCUCUAUGUCUUCAUCAAGCUACAGCAGCAGCAGCCGAGGUGUCGGUGGAGGUCAGCAGCAAAUUUCCUCAUCUUUGUUGUCUGGGGACUCUGGCGUGGGCAGUGGAGGCUUCCAGCAGACCUCUAUGUCUUCCUCAGGCUACAGUAGCAGCAGCGGAGGUGUCAGUGGUGGUGUCAGUGGAGGUGUCAGUGGAGGUGUCAGUGGAGGUGUCAGUGGAGGUGUCGGUGGUGGUCAGCAGCAAAUCUCCUCUUCUUCCUCUUCGGUCGUGUCCGGGGGUGAUGUGAGCAGCACGCGUGUUGAGAAAAGCUACAGCACGGUAGUGACCAACCCGUACCGCACAGUGGAGAACCUGGCAGCCGCCUCCUCAUUGGUCAGCGGGUCAGACUCCCUCGACGGAGGCUCCUCCUCCUCAUCCUCCUCCUCCUCUCGCCUCAUGUCGAAAACUUCCAGUGAGGGUAACUUGUAUAAAGAAAAUAAGAAAAACAUGUCGCGCUCCGAGGCGGUUCAGUCUAUGGAGACCAUCUAUGAUAUGAGAAGAGCAGGCUCGGUGGAGGACUUUAUGCCGGACGACAUCCGCAAGUACAUGUCCAUUGACCCCAGCACCUCCAAGGACUCUGGCUUUGGGGAGGAUUUACUCCAGCGCUUUUCAGAGAAGUCCUCGUCCUCCUCCACCUCGUCUUCAUCCGCUGCCCCGUCCUCGGACAAAGCUAGGAGUAUGAAAUCGAUGAAAGUCUCCAAGACGGUGACGACCAAGCGCACGACCCGGUCUGGGGACAAGGUGCACGUGCAGGAGACCAAGACCGUAGAAGGGCCCGGCGGGAAAACCAGCACCACGGUCACCGAGACAGAGGACGGUAAACCCGUGUCCUCCACGCGACUCCAAGAAUCGGAAAGCGGCAGCCGCACCGCAUCGUCUUCUGUGGAAGCUCCCGCAAGCUCGCAGAUGACUUCUCUCUCCUCAUCCUCCACCUCCUCCUCCUCCUCUUCUUCCGCAUUAUCGUCUUCCUUUUCCUCUAGCAGUCGCCAAGCUAGUGGUACAGAUUCGAACCUCAUCUCCUCGGAAAGAGAUGCAUCCGCUCUCAGCGGAUCUUUCAGCAGCAGCAGUGGUGGUGUUGGCAGCAGCAGCAUGAGCUACAGCGAGACCACCAUCUCCACAGUCGGCAGCAGCUCUGGGGUAGGAGGCAGCAGCAGUGAGCAGCAGCAGCAGGAGCAGGAGAUGAUGAGCUACGGCUCCCUGGACCGGCGCACUGGCCAGCUCAAGUCCAUCAUGAAACACACCAAGGCCGAGCUAGAGGCAGCAAGCGGCAAGAAGGGCAUCACUUUUGCUGAGUCCGUCACCGGCGGCACUGGGUCUAGCUCGGAUGAUGACUCCGACUCCACGGCCAGUUUCGAGGAGGGUUCCUACGACAGCCACCAGGGGGCGGUGGUGUACCGUUGUCAGGACGACGAGGCCAUUGCUCAGGGACUGCCCGGGGCCCAGAUGUUUGACCAGAACAUCCGAGAGACGUAUGAGUUGUCCGGGGAGGUGAGAGAGGCUUGCAAGAUCCUAGCCACCUAUCUGAUGGACUCCACCACCAUUCAGACCAAGCAGCUGAACGCCAGCCUGAAUGUGAUCCAGCAGGAGUGGUUCCAGGUGUCGAGCCACAAGCUGUCCACGCCUCACCAGGUGGAAGAUUUCCUCUCCUCCGUCAACGAGAUUUCCAAACGUCUGCUGGAAUACAUCGUCAACAUGACGGACGCUAAUGGUAACACAGCCAUCCACUACUGCAUCUCCCACUGUAACUUUGAAAUCGCCAACCUGCUCCUGGACUCGGAGGUGUGUGACAUCAACCGACAGAACAAGGCGGGCUACACACCCAUCAUGCUGGCCGGCCUGGCCACGCUACAGAACAUGGGCCAGCGAGAGAUUGUCCGCAGACUCUUCUCCUCCGGAGACAUCAACGCCAGGGCCACGGCAACCAUGCAGACGGCUCUGAUGCUGGCGGCGAGCCACGGUCGUGCGGAGACGGUCCGUCUGCUGACAGAGGAGGGGGCAGACGUGAACCUCCAGGACGUGGAUGGCUCCACAGCCCUCAUGUGUGCCUGCGAGCACGGCCACAUGGACAUUGUCAGCUACCUGCUGUCUCAGCCCAACAUCGAUGCCAACCUCAUGGACAACGAGAAUAGCACUGCCCUGACCAUAGCCAUGGAGGCUGGCCACAAGGAUGUGGGCGUGGUCUUGUAUAAGCACCUCAAUUUUUCCACUAAAGCUUCCUCUCCUGGUGUUCACAGAAAGAGAAAAAGUUCCAGCUCCCCCACCCCAAGCUCGUUCGAACUGCGAUGAAGUUGAAGCAGACGUCAGAGUCGGUCCUGUAGAGAUGUGAAGCAAGUGGAGCGGUCUUUUCAAAGACGACAGCUCUCUGCGACAGUGGCACUGAGGAAGAAAGAAAGCAUCACCUGACACGUCCUUCCAACAGAAUUGACAACUGCACCUAACUGUCGCCUUCCACAUAAUACCGUAGUUAUAAUUAUUAGAAAGCAAGAUUCCUCGUACCCAUUAUCAGUUAACUUGAAAUCUGCUUCUAUUUUGCAGUGCCUUAGAAUAACCUGAAGGCUCAUUCAGUGAGAUUUCAAUAGAGUGUUAUAGUUAUCGCCUAGUUCAAGCUGUCAUUUAUGCUCCUUCAGACGUGAAACAAGCUGCAAGAAUCUCAUACUCGUGCAGGUUAUCGAGAGAAUCUUCGAUUGAAGUAGGAGGGGAUUUCUUAUCUAUCCCCUUUCUUUCAAAAUCUCAGUGUUUUAAUCAAAAGUGCGAUAAGAAUGCACGACUGCACUGUGUGGCCCGAUGUUGAUGAAUGUCCGAUAAUGGGAAACAAGAAAAUGUAAGUCAUAGAUUUGAAAGUUGUAAUUUAGAGUGGAAAAGAAGAAAAAUUAGCAGCACAGGUAUAUAUAUUAGUUUUAAAAGACUUGAAACAAUUUCCUUCAUACAAGUUCAUGCUUCAUGUUGAGUCUUCCAGGCUCCAGCAGUGAUUCAUGAAAUGGUCACGGUAAAGUUGAAAUUACGAAAUUAUGGUAAAAAUCUCUGUAGCAUAGAUAUUAAACGCUGCAAUUCUCUUAAUUUAGUAAAGAGUGCUUUCAAACUAAUAUGACAUUGUCGUACUUGUUGAACUGUCAUCUCUGUUUUCAAGCCCUUGAUUAACCAUCACUUAUUCACAAUAUAUAGAGUAUACAGUACCGCUAUGUACCAACCUAAUUAUUGAUGUAUGGCUACAGAGGUAUGGGUAACAUAAAUUUAGAAGUAUUAUUUAUAGUUAGAUAUUAAUCAUGGCUCUGCUUGUCUAGGUAUUGUUCAGUUUGUAUUGUUUGGAAAAAUGUUUCUUAACAAAAUUAUCAAAUUUUUUGUGGGGUUUUACCCAUAUUUUCAAUUGUGGAACUUGAUGCUAUAGGCUUUGCUUAUGAAGCCAAUCAUAGAUUCAUAUGCUGCUUUUGUCAAAGUGAAAUAACUGUGAAGUGGAAAUAAAAAGCACAAGUUUAUUCUUUUCUUUCAGGUGAAAUAUUUUUGCCAUGUGAGACUGAGCAAUGACUAGAUAAAUAGGACAGCUAUUUGUACCCAAUAUUACAUUCUGUAUGAUGAGAGGAAGAUUGGAUGACUGUGCCUACUUCAUUAUUUCAAUGCUUUUAGAGAGCGACAGUUUAAAUGUUGUACCAAGUCCUCUGAUGACUUCUCUUCAAUGUCCAGACUCUCAUAUCGUCAAGUAGACGUGUUCGUUGAUGGGGCAUUCUGAGUACAAACUACAUAUAUGUGAGACAGCGUGGUGAAAUCAGGCGCUCGUCAAAAUAAUAAAAGUCAAGAAAUUGGAAUUUUUCCGCA
Messenger RNA from Aplysia californica (California sea hare), 7229 nucleotides. RefSeq names its product serine-rich adhesin for platelets. Gene Ontology annotation, molecular function: protein binding. Gene Ontology annotation, cellular component: cytoskeleton; cytoplasm. Gene Ontology annotation, biological process: negative regulation of actin filament polymerization. The record is from RefSeq and is a predicted model, not a curated record. NCBI's taxonomy places the organism in Eukaryota, Metazoa, Mollusca, Gastropoda, Aplysiida, Aplysiidae.